Molecule: messenger RNA, 1418 nt
Organism: Pectinophora gossypiella (pink bollworm)
Lineage: Eukaryota; Metazoa; Arthropoda; Insecta; Lepidoptera; Gelechiidae
Product: zinc finger protein 836-like
Exons: 8
Coding region: 100-1221 (373 amino acids)
Cellular component (GO): nucleus
Molecular function (GO): zinc ion binding
Source: RefSeq, a predicted model, not a curated record
AAUCAUUCCUUCUCCAUAAUUUAAGUGCUUGUAUUGUUUUGUAAUAAUUGCGAUAAAUCAAUAAAACUAGUUGAAUUUACUUCACAAAUAUAAGUAAAUAUGGCUUCUCUGUUACUAUUAAAGUCCAUGUUAUUUGCAAAUGCUCUCCAUAAGUCGAAAAAGAAGAAAAAAGUUAAAUUAAAGAGAGUGUCGGCAAAGCCAAAAAAAUUAGAUCUGAAUAUGUGCAGAAUAUGUAAUGACGAAAAAGGCGAUAUCCCAAUAUUUAACAAUUUUGUUCAACCUAACAUUCCUGAUGAAAUCCAAAACUUCGCUGGUGUUACUGUGAGUAAAUCAGACCAGCUACCACAGCACAUGUGUCAAAGCUGCUUAGAUCUGCUAAACGGGUGCAUCACAUUCAGAGACGUGUGCCAGCGCACCAAUAAAGACUUAAUAGAACUAUCCAUUAAAAAAGAAUCCAGUAAUUUUGUUAUCAAUAAUGACCAAGACCUCUUUGUUGAACAAGUUGAUCAAAGGAACAGUGAUGAUGAGUCAUACAAUGUUCCAUCACCAGCAUUUUCAGACAAUUCUGAGUUAUGGGGGUGUGCUUCUUGUAAUAAAGAGUUCUAUGACUUAAAAUCAUACAACAACCAUUUAAAAGACUGCAACAAACAAACCAAUGAACCCAAACCACCAAGAGACCAGAAUUGGAAGAAAAUGCAAAGUUUUCUUUGUGACAUCUGUGGGAAGACUGCGCGAUCCAGAGCUAGUCUUCUAGUUCACAUGGGUAUCCACGAAAAUGUUUUUCCCUUCAAAUGCGACGUGUGUCCGUACCAAGGGCGAACUAUGGACCUCUUAAAGGUCCACAAACGAUCGCACCUGGUCGACAAACCGUUUAAAUGUAGCCAGUGUAAUAAGGCUACCACGACGUCUAGUAAUUUAGCCAAACAUAUACGACACGUCCAUAGUACUAAUAGGCCUUUUAAGUGUACUUACUGCGACAAAGGUUUCUCCUUCCAACACGACAUGAAGAGACAUAUAAAGGAUAUACACUUACGUACCAGUACCGUCGAGUGCGACGUAUGUUUCAAAAAGUUCAAUACUAAAAAAAUUCUCCAAGGCCACAGAUGGAAGAUACACAAAAUAAAAGGCGAAAGACAAGGGCGCCUGCCUUCGUACUUGCAGUGCCAAAUGGGGGAGAAUGAUAAUAAUGUAAACAACUGUGAUCCCGAUCUCAAUUAUUAAUAUCUAUUAAUCUAGAAAUGUUUUUUUGAAUUAUUUUAUGACUAGGUAUUUUUAAUUAUGAUAAAGAAGAGUAGAAACACGCAAGCAAUAGCUAUCUUGGAGGUAGUAAUCACUAUAUGUAAGGUAAUAAAAUAUUAUACAUAUGUUAGUAUAAUAAUCGAUAAUUAAUUGAUAAGUAUAUUAAAAUAGUAAUUGCA